This is a messenger RNA of Alligator sinensis (Chinese alligator), 4150 nucleotides long. RefSeq names its product isthmin 2 (gene ISM2). Bases 772 to 2427 code for a protein of 551 amino acids. NCBI's taxonomy places the organism in Eukaryota, Metazoa, Chordata, Crocodylia, Alligatoridae. The transcript has 6 exons. The record is from RefSeq and is a predicted model, not a curated record.
CCGAUGUUGCAGAAGGGCUGGUUAAAGUCAGCCUGAGCUGGGAAGAGGAGAGCUGUGAUCUGUGUGUUUAUUCUGGCUAGGGUGAGCUGACCUAAGGCUUUGUUUGGAGUAGGAAGGACUUAAGACCUGGAGUUAACCUGUGAACAUGUGCUACAAGUAGUCAGUGUGCUAGAGGCAGUAUCUUUUAUUACACUAACUAGACAGUUGCAAAAAAAAUUGUAUUCUUAGACCAACACGGUUAAAACCUGUAUCCCUGAAACGUGCUAUGGCACACGAUUGAAAGUCCUGUGUAGAAAAGCAUGUCAGCCAGCAUGGUGUGGCUGAAAGUGCAUGCUGCCUUAUUAUCUACACCAGACUUUACGAAGGCAGUUAAGUAGUGAGCAUGUGCUAGCUGUCAUGUGCCAACACCACAUUUCUGAAUCGUACACCAGACUCAGUUCUAACACUUUACAGAACUGAGUGCAGACAGGCUGGUGCAGGCUUUUAACACCUUGGAACUGGUUGUUUUGAAGCCUAGUAGGGGACCGCAGGAUAGAGCACAAAUGUUUGCGAAGUAGAGGGUGCAAACAUGUGAACACGGGGAGCAAGCAGCAGAAGGCCCCAGGGGUCGUACAGCGAGGAGAAAUGACUGUUUCAAACUCUCCUAAUUACCCCUGCUGUACCAUUACCUUGCCGUUCCCUUCUCUUCCCCCUGCAUUGGUUGUUACCCAGCCCUCUCUCAUUGCAGCAGAGCCUGAGAGCUGAUGUUAACUCUGCUUUACUUCUUUUAGUAUGUUAGUAAAUAGCACUUCCCCCUCCUCUUCCCCUCUGUCUUCAGUUGCAGGUUCCCAGGGCACAGGCAGCCUCCUUGCUAAUAACCUAGAAGACACCAGGUGCAGAGCUGUGUGUAAUGUCUUCAGUGCAAUGAGAUUUUGCACAGAUGUCUUAAGCUCACAUCUGCUCUCCCACCCCUUUUUCCUCCUCCUCCCUGCCUGUUCCGAGAGAGGCUCCCAGAGAGGCUGUAGUGGUAUUACAGAUCUAAGCUGGCUGCUCCUUAAAUGCAGAACACCUGGAAGCUUAUGGAAGGAAGCAGCCGGUACUCCUUUCCCAGGAUGUGUUUCUACUUCGUCUGACACCCGUUCAGCCCAGGAAGAAGAGAUGCCACAGUCCAGCAAGGUUCGGGGUCUGAGGAGAAGUGGGCCAGCAGGGCUGCGCCGGCAUAAGCGCCGGUGGUCAUCCCAGCAGGCUACUAGGAACCAGCUGUUGCCACUCCAGCCCAGCAGGACUAGCCAGGAGGAGAGCACACCCUUUGUACUGGACUUGCAGAACCUGCCAGGGUUGGCCAAUGUCAACCUGAGUGCUCAGAACCCAAAUAUACAGGUGACCAUUGAGGUGGUGGAUGAUCCUCAGGCAGAGAUGGAGAUGGACCUGCUGAAGGAGACUAGCAAUGACUGGUCCCUGACCUCCUCUGAGUGGCUGUCCCACAGAGACCUCUUCUGGCCACUCUUCUGGGAAUACACAGACCCCACUGAGGAGGAGGAGGAAGAAGAUGACAACCUAGACAUAGAGGAUAGGGGGGAAGAGGAAGAAGAGGAGGAGGAUUACACAGCAGAGUAUGAUGAAGAGGAGGUGACACUGAGCGGAGUGGGAGGUGACUGGGACCAGAGAUGGUCAGGGCAAAAGAACUGGAUCUUUAAAGAAAAAUAUAAUUAUGACUAUGAAGAUGAAGAGGAAUGGAGUCCUUGGUCCCCCUGCAGUGUAACUUGUGGUAGUGGCAACCAGAAGAGGACUCGGUCCUGUGGCUAUGCCUGCACAGCCACUGAGUCAAGAACCUGUGACCUACUCCAGUGCCCUGGAGCUGAUGGGGAGUUGGUCUUCACUACUGAGACACCAUUUGAGGGGGAGAACACCACAGAGAUGUUCAACUCAGAAGUGGACAGCUGUGAGAAAUGGCUGAACUGCAAAAGUGACUUCCUCACUAAGUACCUGAGCAAGGUGCUGACAGAUCUGCCCAGCUGCCCCUGCUCCUACCCCCUGGAGGCAGUUUACAGUGCUGUGAACCUGCGGGACGAGCACCAUGGCAAGAAUUUCCGGUGGCGGGAUGCCAGCGGGCCCAAGGAGCGGCUGGACAUCUACAAGCCCACAGCCCGCUUCUGCCUACGCUCCAUGCUCUCCUUGGACAGCACCACACUGGCUGCCCAACACUGCUGCUAUGACGAGCACACCCAUCUCAUCACACGGGGCAAAGGGGCUGGUGUACCUAACCUUAUCAGCACGGAGUUCUCCCCAGAGCUGCACUACAAGGUGGACAUGCUGCCUUGGAUUCUGUGCAAGGGGGACUGGAGUCGCUACCACGCUGUUCGGCCCCCCAACAAUGGGCAACAGUGUGCAGAUAACCCCACUGAGGAGGAAUACCUCUCCCAGCUGCAGGAGGCCAAGGAGUACUAGCCGGGCUCAGGCGAGUGAGAGGGGAGCAGGAUGUGGCAGGUCCAGCCCGUAACCUACCAGGAGAACCAGGAAGCCUGUAUUUCCUACUGCAGGGAAAGUCUGCAGGCCACAGUGGCUCUGGAGUUGUCCCUUGCUUAGCUCUCCUUUGGGAACAGAAUAGUCCAAGGGAGGGACAAAGCCCCAGGCCCAGCACCCAGGCUCCCCAUCAGUGCCAAGCAGGGGUGGGGUGUGGAUUUCUUUUAAAUCUGGGUUGUUGCAAUAGCCUUCCCAGUUGUCUGAGGGGCCAAAUUGAUUGUCAUUGCCCAGCUGUUCUGAUGAGGGCAUUCUUUUUUACACUAGCUCGCUCCCUCUUGAUGGCACAGGAGGCAAUGAGUAGCUAGGGGCAGCAGCUGAAGGCAGAGGGGACAUACAAGGGGAAAGGGAGCAGUUCCCCAUAGUUUGCUGUGAAGUAUUAAUUAGACUCCCAUGAGAUGGCUGAGGAGUUUCAGGGUCUUUUUAGAGAAAUGCCCUCAGCUUCUGAUUUGUCUCCUGUUGUUUGAAGCAGCUGUGCUGGUGGAAUGACUGCACUAAGAGUUGCUGCUCUGGUAAAGAUUUAGCAGCUUUAUCUGGUCACAAGAUGCAACUAUGUAAGCAUUUGCCCCAGUAGUCCUGGGUCUCCUCUGAAACCUGGGACAGAUUCUCCUAGGGGAGCAGUGUUAUUGAAAAGUCCUGGUGGCGUGAGUAGAAUGGGGGCUUGUCUCCCUGGAUCUGACAUCUCGCACAUGGAAACUUUCAAACAACUAGUGAAAGGCCUGUACCGUGCUUAUGUGGCUGGGGGAAUGGGAGGAGGGUGUGGGUGCUGAAAUCUUUGUGAAAACAUCACCUCUCCAAGGUGGUUGGGGAGGAUAACAAGGCACAACUAGUGCCAAGGCCAGGGGAAGAUCAGGACAGUGGGACAAGCAGAUAUUCACAUGGGGCAGGAAAAGGAAAUGGUCAAAUGUCCAUUUGUCAAGUGACCACUUAUUCCUCAUUUCCAAAGGGGACAGGCAGGAGGACUUGUUAGAAGUCUCAUCACAGCUCAUGGCUAUACCCUGGCUCUCUCCGGCAGACCAGCUUUGCUGUGCGUGGCAGCGUUAAGGCAUCUGUGGACUAGCAGAUCCCAGACACGUCUUUUUUCUGGCUCAUUUUGGGUGCAUGAAGCAACCCUGUUCUGUGUCUCUGCAUGUCCCCUUGGAAGGAGAAAGAGAAUCUCCCUUCCAAUGCUGAUUCUGCCCUGACUAGGGUUUGCUUCCUGCAGGUGGCAGAUGGUUUUGGCAUGAUAAGGACCACAUGGAGUCCUUACCCUUCUGCACAUAGACACUUCUUUCCUUGAUAUCUCCCUCAGAGAGGUUUUAGCCAGUGUGUUCUCCAACCCGCUUCUCUACUGGAGGAUGGGGAGAAUGAUGAAAGUUGGGCACUGCCAACAGCUUAGCAUCUGGUUAGAGCAGGCAGACAAGCAUCCACCUAUUUCUCUUGGGAACUUUCACUGCCCACGUCUUUUCUUCCUCUCAUCCCAGCUCCUCACAUUCCCAUCCACCUAGCCUCUCCUCUGCUAGGCAGUGGGAGAUGGAAAGUGUCCAAAAGGUGUCCAAUGUCUGGGGAACUGGCUCCAAGGUUGGACCCAGAGAGUGGUAGUUGACAGAAGUGAAUCAACAUGGCACUUGGUGACUAGUGGUGUCCCCCAAGGCUCUGUCUUUGGAUCUGU